Messenger RNA from Macrobrachium nipponense, 1901 nucleotides. RefSeq lists its product as uncharacterized. The record is from RefSeq and is a predicted model, not a curated record. Gene Ontology annotation, biological process: abscission; mitotic cytokinesis checkpoint signaling. The coding region runs from base 499 to 1512 and encodes 337 amino acids. The transcript has 6 exons. NCBI's taxonomy places the organism in Eukaryota, Metazoa, Arthropoda, Malacostraca, Decapoda, Palaemonidae. Gene Ontology annotation, molecular function: phosphatidylinositol-3-phosphate binding. Gene Ontology annotation, cellular component: centrosome; midbody; cleavage furrow.
GCAGUUAUCAAAUCUUGCGGUUGUGUGUGAACACCUCUAUGCUCUGCCAUUGACUUUGCAUCAGCGCGGAUGCAACCUCCGUGUGCGAACUGUGAACGGGGUCUGACACCUCCUAACAAAAACCUUUCAAGGAUGGUCAGGCCUGCUACAGAACACGUAAAAGUGCCGUAUCAAUAACGAUCAACAAGAAACACUAAAAUCCCAUGGAUACCGACGGUAUAGAAAAGUAGAAUUAAUUCAUAUAUAUGGUGACGUUAGCUCGGUGUCGAGAGUGAGCGGAGCGAUCGAGUUGCGAUUGUGACUUGCGACUCGCGACUGACAGACUACUGAGAGUGUUCGCCAAUCGUCAGUCUGUCUUGUUUGUCAGAGAAGGACCGUCUAGCUGGAGUGACUGUGAGCGAUUUCGAGGUUACGACCACGACUUCCUGUCAAGAGGAAGGACGUGAAGGAGGAACUGCAAUUCAAGUUCUUGUUGUACAAUUUUGACUUUGUAGCAAAAUGGAUGAUUCUAACAGAAAACAACUUAAAAAGCAAAGUUCAAAGACCUCUUUGGAACAGAGCUUGAAGAUGAUAUCACCCCCACAGCAGGCACCAAUUACAAUUUAUCCUGGACCUUCUUCUAGUUUGGCUGCAUUAUCAAAGGUAGCAGAUUUAGACCUUGCUCAUAGAUUGGAGAAUCUGAGGAAAUCCCAUGCUGAGGUUAUCCCAACUGAAGAAGAGAUGGCAUCUCGGCUAGCUCAGUUGAAAGGUCUUCCAUCAGAUCAUUACCACAAGACUCAAAAUUCUGGAGCCUCUUAUGUGAAACCUGAUGGAAGAACUCAGAAUCAGAAAGUAGAGGAUUUACUGGAGCAGGUAAUGGGGGAAGUAGCUCUUGACGAACAUGCGCCAAAGCCUGAAGAGGAAUUAGAAGUCCGCCUUGCAAGGCUUAGAGGCAAUGACGUGAGCUCCUUGCAGGCUCAUGGUGCCAUGCCUCUACCGCCACAUACUUAUCAGUCACAGAGUGGAGGUGAUGCCGCUCUCUCUGAAGACUUGGGGAAUAUAUCUAUGGAUGAGGUAGAGGCAUUUAUGCAUGCUGCAGAAAAAGAAGCCUCUUCAUCUGCUGCACAGGCAGUUGUAGAUUUAGAAGCAGACUGGAAAUUGGCACAAGCAGUAGCACAAGCUACCAGGAAAAAGGAGAAAAAAGGGAGUAAGAAAAAAUCCAAAGGGCCUACUGGAGAUCAUGAUACAUCUGAUGAAGAACGUCACAGUAAGAGUUAUGGAAGUGAUAUUGAUAUUGAAGGGGGUAAGGCCAUAGAUGCAGUAACUGAACAGGAAGAAGUCCAGAGAAUAAUUGACAUGUAUACUAAACGUGCUCAGCUUAAAAAGGAGAAAAAGAGGAAGAAAGAGGAAGCUGCAGCUGAAGCUGGAGCAGUUGGAGGACAGGAUUCUGACUCUGACAUAGAAGUGAGUUCGGAAUCAGAUUUAUCACCAGAAAGUGAAAAAUUUAGUGAGAGUGAUGAACUUAGUGAUUGACCAAAUUGUGUGGCAGAAUUCAUGAUGCAGAUGUGGUUGAAAUCAAUAUUUGUGAUAGCCAUUUAAACAUAGGGGCUGUCUGCUAGUAUAUCUGUAUUUUUUAGGUUUGGACUAUGAUUCUUCAUUAUUGUCUUAUUCUUAAUUAUUCUUUGAUGCUGUAAUGCUGUUGAUAAAUGGCUGGAAGCUGGAAGAAGUUAUUAAUAUCUAAUGUAUAUUUUGUACUUAAAUGCUAGCUUUCUGCAUACCCUCCAAAUGAAUUCUGCUCAGUGUCAGUGUUUGUUGCCCAUGAAAGAGAUUUCUGGAUUAUCUAGGGAAUUUUGUUUUGUGGUUUGUGCAUUUAAAGGGAUGUACAUCCUUGAUAUGUUAAAAAUAAAUAUUAAAUGUUGAAA